Molecule: messenger RNA, 4062 nt
Organism: Urocitellus parryii (Arctic ground squirrel)
Lineage: Eukaryota; Metazoa; Chordata; Mammalia; Rodentia; Sciuridae
Gene: Slco2b1
Product: solute carrier organic anion transporter family member 2B1
Biological process (GO): transmembrane transport; sodium-independent organic anion transport; bile acid and bile salt transport
Cellular component (GO): apical plasma membrane; basolateral plasma membrane
Molecular function (GO): bile acid transmembrane transporter activity; protein binding
Source: RefSeq, a predicted model, not a curated record
ACCGGGAAACACAGGCACUUGGAGAGGGGUGAGUUUGAGUUUGAGCAGGAACCCCCAAGCCUGCCUGGAGAGGUGGCUGCUGUCUGUCCAGUGUGGCCCAAGAAGCAUUGCCCAGUGCAUGCGGUCCCUGACAUCGACUUGUCCCUGCUGUGGCUCRCCAGUUGCUGUCCUCAGGAUCCCCAGGGCAGGUUCGAUUCCUUCCUCCUGCUAAACUCCAAGUCCUGAGGCUGAAUUAGAGUCUGGAACUCACUGCACCCCAGCAGUCAUGGGACCUAGGAUAGGGCCAGCAGGCGAGGGGCCCCAGAUGCCAGACAAGGACAGCAAGGCCACCAUGGACACAGAAGACACAUAUGGAAGCAAAGCCAGCUCAGAGCCUCAGAACUUGAGACCUCGUGUGUUUCACAGCAUCAAGUUCUUCGUCCUAUGCCACAGCCUGCUGCAGCUGGCACAGCUCAUGAUCUCCGGCUACCUCAAGAGCUCCAUCUCCACAGUGGAGAAACGCUUUGGCCUCUCCAGCCAGACCUCGGGGCUCCUGGCCGCCUUCAAUGAGGUGGGGAACACAGCCUUGAUUGUGUUUGUGAGCUACUUCGGCAGCCGAGUGCACCGACCCCGUAUGAUUGGCUGUGGGGCUGUCCUGGUGGCCCUGGCAGGCCUGCUGAUGACUCUCCCGCACUUUAUCUCGGAGCCAUACCGCUACGACCACAGCAGCCCUGAGGAUAUGUCACAGGACUCUGAGGCUUCCCUGUGCCUGCCCAUGACCUCAGCCCCGGCCCCCACUCCCUCCAAUGGCAGCUGUUCCAGCUACACGGAGGCCCAGCACCUCAGCGUGGUGGGGAUCAUGUUCAUAGCUCAGACCCUGCUUGGCGUGGGUGGAGUGCCCAUUCAGCCCUUCGGCAUCUCCUACAUCGAUGACUUUGCCCACCACAGCAACUCUCCCCUCUACCUUGGGAUCCUCUUUGCAGUGACCAUGAUGGGGCCAGGCAUGGCCUAUGGGCUGGGCAGCCUCAUGCUUCGCCUUUAUGUGGACAUUGACCGGAUGCCAGAAGGUGGUAUCAACCUGACCUCAAAGGACCCCCGAUGGGUGGGUGCCUGGUGGCUGGGCUUCCUCAUCUCAGCUGGCAUGGUGGCACUGGCUGCCAGCCCCUACUUCUUCUUCCCCAGGGAGAUGCCUAAGGAGACGCAUGAGCUUAGGUGCCGGCGAAAGGUCUUGGCAGAUGCAGCGUCACCUGUCAGCAAGGGUGAGAACUCUCCCUCUGAGCAGAACCCUGGGGAGUCCCUGAAGAAGCAGGAUGGCCUAGUCCAGAUUGCACCAAACCUGUCUGUGAUCAAGUUCAUCAAAGUCUUCCCCAGGGUGCUGCUGCGGACGCUGCGCCACCCCAUCUUCCUGCUGGUGGUCCUGUCCCAGGUGUGCAUGUCGUGCAUGGUGGCGGGCAUGGCCACCUUCCUGCCUAAGUUCCUGGAGCGCCAGUUUUCCAUCACAGCCUCYUAUGCCAACCUGCUCAUUGGGGGCCUCACCAUCCCCUCAGCCAUCGUGGGCAUCGUGGUGGGGGGCGUCCUGGUCAAGCGCCUCCACCUGGGCCCCAUGCGCUGUGGUGCCCUUUGCCUGCUGGGGUCGCUGCUCUGCCUGCUCUUCAACCUGCCCCUCUUCUUCAUUGGCUGCUCUACCCACCAGAUUGCAGGCAUCAUCCACCAGCCCAGCACGCAGCCCGGGCUGGAGCUGUUUCCAGGCUGUGCAGAGCCCUGCUCCUGCCCGUCGGACGACUUUAACCCUGUCUGUGACCCCAGCACCCGAGUGGAGUACAUCACGCCCUGCCACGCCGGCUGCACAAGCCAAGUGGCCCAGGAGGGCCUGGACAAAAGCCAGGUUCUCUACACCAACUGCAGCUGCGUGAGCGGGCGUGGUCCGGUGCUUGCAGGCUCCUGCGAUUCGGCCUGCAGCCACCUGGUGCUGCCCUUCAUUCUCCUGGUCAGCCUGGGGGCGGCGCUGGCCAGCCUCACCCACACCCCCUCCUUCAUGCUCAUUCUAAGGGGAGUGAAGAAAGAAGACAAGACUUUGGCUGUGGGGAUCCAGUUCAUGCUCCUGAGAGUCCUGGCCUGGAUGCCCAGCCCUGUGAUCCACGGCAGCGCUAUUGAUACCACCUGUGUGCACUGGGCCCUGAGCUGUGGGCGUCGAGCUGUUUGCCGCUACUAUGACAAUGACCUGCUCCGGAACCGGUUCAUUGGACUCCAGUUCUUCUUCAAAACGGGCUCCCUGGUCUGCUUUGCCUUGGUUUUGGCCAUCCUGAGGCAGCAGAGCAAAGAGGCAGGGCACAAAUCGACCACAUCCAGCCCUGGCCUAGAGCAGCAACGGUUGAUGUCAGGGCCAAAGAAGCAGCCAGAGGAUUCCAGUGUGUGAGCUGUCCCUGGCCUCACCUGUCCAUGAGUGAUGGUCAACAGAGGUACCUCCUCUGAGUCCUUUGGCCAAGAUUGGGUGUCAGGAGCACUAUGUUUCAAUUCCAGCUCCUUCCCUAAAUUGCUGUGUGACUUUGGAUAAGCUACCGGCCCACUCUGGGCUUUUGCUUAUUGGAACCAAGGAGUUAUUUGGGGGGUUUGCUGUGUUGGCCACUUCUAAAGCAAGAGGGUCUUCCCUGUUCCUUCCCCUGCCAGACAGCUGACCUGGAACCAAACUUUCCUGGGUGGAAAGAUUGCAUAUCUCUCCUGUGCCUGAGGGGAGGGAAAUGGACCACAGUAGUCCAAGCUGCCCUCCACACCAGGCCACAGCCCAGCAUCUUGAGUCCCAAGCAUCUCCUCUGUCAGGUGGGAAUGAGCUUCCCAGCUUCCAGGCUCAUUUGGCUCUGACCAUCUGUGUGGUCAAAUGAACUCAGGUCUCCCCAGCCCCAGGCCACCUUCAAGACGUGUCCACUUGGCGCCCCCUGGAGGCCAAGAGUGGUGCUGGCCUCGAAGGGAAGCCCCGUGGGGAGGAGGAAGCUGGCCUCACUCAGGGCCACUGGGCCUGGGGAGGGGAAGGGAGCCUUAGCUGAGGGGGAGACUCACUCUCUGGCUCAGGAAGUUCCAGCCCUUAUCCUCAGGGGGCCACYGUUUAGGGGUGAGGCUUAGCCCUUGGCCCAGGGGCCCUGGUGUGCAGAGGGAGACCCCUCCCCACAUGUGGGUACAUUCUAACUUCCAGCACAUACUCAGUCCUGCUCACAGCUCUUUCUGCAUGGCGGAGGUCUCACACAUUGACCAGGGGCCACUUUUGUGACUUUUGUGAAUAGAAUCCUAGUUCCUCCCAUUUCYUGCCUUGCUCCCGAGUCUGUAUCACGAGGUUGUACCAUGUCUGAUUCAGUGACACGUCAAGGGCAGCAUCUGGUUCUCUGGGAUGCCUGGAUCAGUGUGACACGGGACCUGUCACCCUAGGAGUAGUAGUGCCCAGCUCUGCACACAGCUACCCUGCAGCGCUCGGGUCUGAACCACGGGAUCCUUUGCUUUAUCAGGCCUGCGUGGGUUUCUGGCCUGGCUUAUCUGGCCUGCAUAUUUCCCAGGAGGAAGAAAGGUCUCCUGAUCUGCUCCCAGACCCUCUGUUGCCACCACAUCCCUGACCUGGCUGGGACCUGCUGCUGGGGAGGCAGAAACUCCCACAYCCCUGGAUGCCCAGCCCUGGGCAGGGGGCUGGGGAGAAGCUGGGGUUGGGAACACGUGGGGCCUUCCCAUGAGAAAGGAGAAGAAGGAAGGAUAGAUGUUCUCAGGCCUGCUUUAUUCUACUGAUUGACUGUAAAUGUUUAACAAAUAGCAGGACCUGCAUUUAUCAAUGCCAAUAAUUUCAAAGUCUCCUCCAACCAGAUGAGGCCUUUAGUAUGUUUAUAUUUCUUCUCCUUCYCUCCUGUUGCCCAAAUUUCACAGAAAUAAUCUGAAAUUAUAGAUACAGCUUAUUAUUAAAUUUGUUCAUGCAUAAUGUCUCUUUUAUUACAAAAAUCCCUUCGUAUAAACUGCAUUAGAGUUCUGCAACAACCACAUUAUUUCCAGUUAUUUAGAUUUAAGUUUGACUAGGUUCAGUGCGCACCAUUAUUUCUGGUAUAUUGCAUC